AUGCCGAUCGAAAACCCUGCAAAUGGAACAGCCCUAUCCAGGCUGCACAUUCCAUCUCCUGCUCAGCUGGAUCACGCUUUACAUACCGCACAACAGGCAUUCUUGACGUCUCGCUCCACCCCGUGGUCUUCAGCGCACGUCCGCUCGGCUGUCCUGCAUCGCCUCUCCGUCCUUCUCUCCGCCCAAGCGUCGCAGCUCGCAGAGGUAGAGACGCUGCAGACGGGCCGGUGCAUUCGCGAAAUGAAGACCCAGCUGUCGAGGGUUGGCGAGUGGUUCGAAUACUACGCAGCGCUCAUCCGCACGCUGGAAGGCAGGACCAUGCCGGUUAAGGGGGAUAUGCUUAAUACCAUCGAGCGGCAGCCGCUCGGUGUGGUACUACAAGUUAUACCAUUCAACCACCCUCUGCUUAUCGCUGUCAAGAAGAUAUCAGUAGCACUAGCGGCAGGAAACAGCGUGAUUGUCAAAGCGUCCGAGCUGGCACCGCUGACGGUACUCACGCUUGGUGCACUAGCACGCGAGGCGGGAGUGCCUGAUGGCCUGCUCACCAUCCUCCCCGGCCCCGGAGCGCCUAUCUGCAACCAUCUGCUCUCGCACCCAUCGUCAGUCGUGCGCAAGAUCGACCUCACGGGGGGAACGGCAACAGGGCGCGUCUUGGGCCGCAAAGCCGGCGAGCUGCUCAUCCCUUACACGGCUGAGUUGGGCGGCAAGGCGCCCUUGGUUGUGUUUGAUGACGUGCCGGACGUGCAGAGCGCCGUGGCGGGGGCCAGCUUUGCGUCAUUUGUCGCUAGCGGCCAAACAUGCGUCUCGGCGACGCGUGUACUCGUGCAGCAAGAUGUAUAUGACCAGUUUGUCGCGAGCUUUAUCGAGCGCGCGCAGAGUAUUGAGCGACGGAUGGGCGAUCCAUCUGAACCAUGCACGAGCAUGGGCUCCCUCAUCUCGCGAGCCCACAUGAACAAGGUGCAUGGCUUUGUACACCGUGCAAUCGAGAGUGACGGAUUCAGGGUGCUUGCGGGCGGGGCGCCCAAGACAGAGUUCAGCGCGACAUCAUAUGACUUUGCAAAAGGCGCAUUCUACCCACCGACGCUGCUCACCCUGGCUCGAGAUGCGGCUGAUAUUGGGACAGCGAACGAAAUGAGGCUGCGCGCAAGUGAGAUUUGGAAGGGAGAGGUAUUCGGGCCCGUCGUGCUGCUGUGUCCCUUUCGAGACGAAGAGCACGCGGUCGAGCUGGCGAAUGACUGUCAGUACGGUCUCGGUGCGAGCAUCUGGACUGAAAGUCUCUCUCGUGCCCACCGUGUCUCCAAGCGCCUCGCAAACGGCGUAGUAUGGGUCAAUGGCCACCACCGCAACGACCCAUCUUCCAUCUGGGGGGGCUUCAUCGCAACAAGCAACGGCAGCGUGUUCUCUGCUUCGGGGCUCGGCAGGGAGAACGGCCUAGAGGCGCUGCAUGCGUACACGCAGAGCAAGAGUAUCACGUUCAAUCUUGCUAGCGCACAGGAGCGCAGGGCCAACGAGGAUUGGUUCGCAGAGACCGUAGAAGGCAGACAGCUGCGUUAUGGCUAA
Molecule: messenger RNA, 1560 nt
Organism: Tilletiaria anomala UBC 951
Lineage: Eukaryota; Fungi; Basidiomycota; Exobasidiomycetes; Georgefischeriales; Tilletiariaceae
Product: aldehyde dehydrogenase
Exons: 5
Coding region: 1-1560 (519 amino acids)
Molecular function (GO): aldehyde dehydrogenase (NAD+) activity
Source: RefSeq, a predicted model, not a curated record